This is a messenger RNA of Cylas formicarius (sweet potato weevil), 1564 nucleotides long. It is a transcript of the gene Mipp2, whose product is annotated as multiple inositol polyphosphate phosphatase 1. Bases 494 to 1522 code for a protein of 342 amino acids. The transcript has 9 exons. The record is from RefSeq and is a predicted model, not a curated record. NCBI's taxonomy places the organism in Eukaryota, Metazoa, Arthropoda, Insecta, Coleoptera, Brentidae. Gene Ontology annotation, molecular function: acid phosphatase activity; inositol phosphate phosphatase activity.
UUAGUGUUCUGUGGUUGUUUUGUUUUUUUGCAAUGUAUAUAUGAUAAUAAUCUUUGACAAAGUAGGAAAAAUAUUUCCUACUAAAAAGGUUUGUUUUCCCGUUAUGUGACGAAGGUAACAUUUGUCAGUGUUAGUAAUUCCACUUCAUAAAUAAAAUUUGCCGAAGUUAGUAAGUUGAACAAAAAAAAAAGACAAAUAAUGUCAACUCAACCUCAAUUAAAUAUUGGUUAUCUUAUUUUAUUAUAUUUCUUGAAUUUGAAUGUGCAAUGUACUCUAGCAGAUCAGCACAAACAUUUCUUAGGAAUGAGAACACCCUAUCGUUAUGUUUCUAACAACACUUUUGGAAAAAUAGACUAUGAUGACUGCAAGCCGGAAAAGCUAUGGAUGAUAGUCAGACAUGGGACGCGCCAGCCAAGUCUUAAAAAUAUAGUAGCAAUGAAAGAAAGACUGCCACAAAUAAAGAAACUUUUGAUAAAUAACUCAAAUCUUCCUAAUGGUAAACUCCGAGUAUGUUAGGGCCACAGAUCUAGAAUCAUUUCACAAGUGGGAAUCUCAGUUAAAGUUGGAAGAUGAACAUAAGUUGGCUCAUGAAGGUGAAGAAGAAAUGUUACUUCUUGCUGAGCGAAUGCAAAGCAGAUUUCCAGUUCUUGAUAAUGUAUAUAGUAAUUCUUCCUUUCAGUUUAAGUAUACCUACUCACAGAGAACUAAAGAAAGCGCAUAUAAUUUUGUUUCCGGAUUAUUUGGAAGAGCUACAGCUAAAGAUGUGUGGUUUCCAGAACCUUCAGAAAAAGAUCCUAUUUUACGAUUUUAUAAAUCUUGUACAAAAUGGAAGUACAAUGUCAAAGACAAGGUAAAAUACAGUGGAGAACACAAGAAAUUUGAAAACAGCAGCGAAUUUAUUAAAGUUGUUGAAAAUGUAAACCACAGGCUUGGGCUGAAAGAUGAAUUAAAAACUGACGAUGUGUCGCUAAUUUAUGUCACAUGUGGAUUCGAGACAGCAUGGAAAACACAAACUGAAUCUCCUUGGUGCUUGCUCCUCACAGAAGAAAAUCUGAAGGUGCUUGAAUACAGAGAAGAUUUGAAGUAUUAUUGGCAAGAUGGUUAUGGUUAUGAACUAACUUACAAGCAGGCUUGCCCUAUGUUUGGCAAUAUGAUUAAUAUGUUCCAAAAAAAUAGUAGUUUACCAAGAUCUGUAGUAUAUUUUACACAUUCUGGCACACUUUUAAAAAUGUUGGCUCAUUUGGGUUUGUAUAAAGACGAACAAGUUUUGACUUCUGAGAACUUUAGGGCUAUGGAUAACAGACAGUGGCGAACCAGUCAAAUUGACGCAUUUGGAACUAAUUUAGCAUUCGUUUUGUACGACUGUCGCCAAGAGAAAAUGGUUCUGACUUUACACCAAGAACACAUUGUUCGAUUGCCGAGCUGCCCAGAUUCGGAUUUAUGCGAGUUGAAGACUCUAGUAGAAUAUUACUCGGAGAGUAUCAACAGUUGUGACUUUAAUCAUAUAUGUGAAAAUUCUUAAAUUGUGAUUUACACCAUUUUGACCUAAUAAAUUUCACCUUUA